Galendromus occidentalis (western predatory mite) is the source of this 1924-nucleotide messenger RNA. RefSeq names its product usherin. The transcript is spliced from 8 exons. Lineage: Eukaryota; Metazoa; Arthropoda; Arachnida; Mesostigmata; Phytoseiidae. Gene Ontology annotation, molecular function: protein binding. The record is from RefSeq and is a predicted model, not a curated record. The coding region runs from base 82 to 1755 and encodes 557 amino acids.
AGCGUCAGUCAGAUUGCAUUAGAAAAACCAGAAUAGCGUGAAACACUCGGCGCCCAUCGAACGUCGGAGGCCAUAAGGAAAAUGAGCCUUGCAAGUGUCUUACUGCUUGCAGCAUUUGCCAUUCCAAGUUAUACUCUGCAAGGGAUCAAAGAACCAUCGGAUUUGCAAGUCGCUCACCUCUCACCAGUAUCGGUCGUGCUUGGCUGGGGCUGGUCGAGUCCGGGAGUGGAACUUCGAGACGUCAGGUUCGAGAUCAAGUUAUGUCCGGAGAAUGGAACUGAGAUUUCAAGCUCCGCGGAAGGAGCUCUCGAGCUCGAAUUGGGGAAUCUACAGAACGGCACGGAAUACAACGUGGAGAUUACCGCCUCAUCCAUGAAAGAUCCCGGGAAUGAGAGCUCACCACUGAGCAGCACAUUCAGAACGCUGAGCUCAGAUUGGCCACCACCGAUCCAGGUCAGGCACUCAGCCACGGAACGCCUAGACGUAGCGUCUAGGGUCAUCUACACAAUCUCCUGGGAUAUCGAUCCUUCGAACGAUCUCAGCCAGAACGUGACGAGGUUUGAUGUAUCCUACUGUGCAAGAGAAUGCGCGUAUAUUCAAGGUGACAAAAGUCUCGAGCGGAACCUUACCCUGGCCUACUUCACCCAUUAUUCCAUGACGGUAUUGGCUGUAUACGAUCUUGAGCUGGGGAGGAACCGGACAAUAGAAGCACAAACUCAAAGCUUCGAGACGGUAACCGGCAAGCCCGGACCCGCUACGAACCUCUCCGUCUCACAAGCUCCGGAUACUUUGGAUCUGGCAGUGGCAUGGGACCCUCCGGAAGAAGCGAAUGGAAUCAUCCAGUCCUUCAAUCUUCAGAUUGUUUCGGACUCGAACGCUACCCAAACUGUGAAUGUCCCGGCCGCCCGUGUUAAUGAAUAUGGCUUCAAGAUCCCCCAUAUUGCCCCCAUAUCCGACGUAUACACGUUCAAGGUUCAAGUAGUCAAUAAGGGUGAUGACGACUACCGGAAGGGAGAUUUCAUACACACUCAGUGGCAUGUCCAGCGACCCGAGCCGCCGCGGUCCUUGAAGCUCGGUCAGCGCACCGCGACCUCCCUACAUUUCGAGAUCGAGAGGGAUUUCGAUCAGGAAUAUCUGUCCUUCAGGAUACACGACUCCUUUGGACAUGAGGUUAUCUCGAACAGGAAAGCUGUCACCAUCCACGGCUUCACUGCUUUCACGAACGUCACUUUCCAGGUAGCAACGUGUGUUCGUCUCGUUGGGGAUCAUUUAUUCUGCGGACGAGAUGAGAUCGCGGGAUUCCUGACGAAUGUCGCCUCGCCUUCGAAGGUGCGCGACCUGGGCGUAAGCUACGUCGACGGCAAACCGUGGUUCACUUGGGAGACACCAGAAGUACCUUCCGGCCCGAUCGACGGUUUCUCUGUUCAGAUUUCGGAUAAAGGGAACGGAAAGGACAUUGCGUUCGAUAUCCCGCCAGCUCUGAACUAUUCGCUCGCCGGAGCCCUUGACUGCUCGAACUACGAGAUUCUCAUCACGGGAUUCAACAAGGAUCUCGACACGGAACAAAAACUCAACGGUCUGAUCAGCUCCGUGAUGUUCUCGCCUCCGAAUUGCGUCGACGAAACUACAUUCCCAACCUGGGCCAUAAUUUUGACGGCGAUCCUCGCUUUGGCAGGAAUGGGCGGGACCGGAUGGUACCUGCUGCGUCUGCGACGUCGAAAAGUUUCCGGAAACACCCACGGACAGAUUCAGUGACAACACUCACAUGAUGGUUCCAGAUGUGACUUUAUUAUCGUCCUAACAAUAAAAACUCGCUCAGAGAUCGGCCAACUCCCAGAGGAGGCAGGAUCGGUCCGUCCACCUAGGACCGCCCUUCGAAUCUCCAUCGAAGGAGGCUGUCCAGACUUUGAAGUUGAUGAACGUU